This is a messenger RNA of Dentiscutata erythropus, 4323 nucleotides long. The record is from the annotation of a GenBank genome assembly. NCBI's taxonomy places the organism in Eukaryota, Fungi, Glomeromycota, Glomeromycetes, Diversisporales, Gigasporaceae.
CGGCCAGCAUUGAACGAUAUUUUGCUUGAACUUAAAAGAUUAUCAAAAGAAAUGACUCCAGAAUUCAUUAUAAAUAUUAUUGAUGAUAAAAAAAUUACACAGCUAAUGUACGAAUUUCAAUCGUUCAAAACCAUAGUUCUUUCAAAAUCUAAUAAUCAAUUAAAUGAAAAUCAAGAGGACACAAAACAAGACGUACAUAAUAGAUUAAAUGAAAUUCAAGAAGACAGAUUGCUUUCGUUGUAUAAUUAUGCUGUACGAUUAGUCGAUGAAGAAGUAAUUCACUUGAUAAGAUAUAGCGAUUUCAGACAACCAACAAAUAAAACUGACGUACCUAACGAUAAAAAGAAAAGAUUAUGGAACAAUGUGCUAGUAAAUUUAUGCUUAUUGGAAGAUUAUAGAUGUGAUAAUAAUAUCGUUACGAGGUUAUUAAACGAGCUCAAACCAUUUAAACAUAAUAAUAUGCUAGAAGUUUUUGGCCUUACUUUCGAUGACAAUAAUUAUUAUUUUGUCCGUGGUUAUUAUACAACGGAUUUACGAUCUUAUCUUGGUCAGCUGCGUUCUAAUGGUACUUUUCUAAGCUGGAGCGAUAAAUUAACGCUGACUUGGCAGGUUGUUGAAGGCCUGAAGUAUCUUCAUGAUCAAAAUAUUAUACACUCAGAGCUGCACCCAAAAAAUAUAGUUGUAUAUGAAGGGAUUCCUAAAUUAACUAACGUAUGGUUAUCUCAAAACAGAAACAACAAUUUUUCUUAUUCACCUCCUGAAAUUUUAUUGCCUAAUGAUGAAAAUAAACCAACAAAGUUAAAUAUUUAUUCCUUAGGCAUUCUAAUGUGGGAAAUUUCGAGUGAUGGUAUUGAGCCUUUCUAUCAAAAUAAUUCAAUUAAAUUAGCGAUUGAUAUUAUUAAAGGUGCUCCUAUUCGACCCAAUUGCGAAGAAGUUCUCGAUAAAUUGAGGAAUGUAUCACUUUCAGACGUUUAUUAUGAAGAAAAGGUUUACAAUACUGCCGAUUUUCGGAUGAUUAAACUUAAACCUAAAACAGCCGACCUAGAAUUGUCACUGGAAUCACUGGAAUGGGAUUAUGAAACAUUAUUCAGGCGUCGGAAGUUAGAGGCAGAUUUUGUUAAUUAUUUUACUUUAAACCGAGGUAUAAAUAUUCAAGGAUUUGAUUUUUAUCGUGCGAAAGGAAUUGUUUUGCGUGAUAAUGGUAAAUCAAUACUUCGUAAAUUGAACUCGGAUUCUCCUGUUGUCUACAUUCCAAAUUCCACGGAUAUAAUUUGGGAUAAUUUAAGAGGCACAAGUUUAUUUGAAAGUAAUAGUGAGGGGAGGAUGGAUUAUAAAGAACUACAAAUCCAUUUUCCAGUUAUAAUAGCAGAAUAUACAGCUGAUGUCUCUGAUAGUUUUAUUAAAGAUAUUGAGAGUGCGCUUAAAAUUUCAAACAAAAUUGAAAGAAAAAAGGCUCUAGCGAAUUACUUUAAUUAUUAUGGUAAUUACAUUGUAACGAAGUUCACACUUGGAGGAAAAGUUUCUGAAAUUUUUGACGACGUACCACUUGAUAAAAUACCUCCACUUGAAACUGACGGCGAAUUGGAUACCCUUGGCGACUUAUGCGACUGGUUAACGAGAAUAUAUGAUCUUGAAUCUAUCAAAGUUAUAUCUUACGGAAAGAUAAUCCCAUCUUACAAAUUACUACCAGAUAAUUUGCAACAAAGGCUAUUUGAUUUAACCGGUUCUAAACCCUUUGGGACACCCGAAGGUGAAUUAGUUCCUAAUGUUCCAGAAAAAUAUAAAAGAAAAGAAUUUGUAAAAUGGAUAGCAUUAAAACCUAAACUCGAAUUGUUUUUAUGGGAUUGGUUUCACAAUAAUUCGCUCCAAUAUGGUGUAAUUCUACACGAAUCAAAACCUGGACAUGGAAAAAAGGCGGCUUUUAAGUUUUUAAGGGUACCUACCACUACUGAAAUCAAAAAAGUCACUCUUUUAUUAGCACAACCACGAAACCGUCAAGAAGCAUAUUUAUUAGAGAAUGGCAUAAUACUAAAAGAUGAGGAUAAUUUAGAUCUUGAUAAUAUCCCUUUCGCUGAAUAUAGUUCAAUAAGCCGUCCUUUAGAGGAUUUCAAAUCUGCUAAAAAUCAACCGUCUCGAGCUAUUUACUGUCAAAUAAUUGUCAAUAUGGCAAAACUAUCCUUUAAUCUUACGGAUAUCAAUUCCUUACAGAAAUAUUCAAAUAAUGUUAACACAGCGCUUCAAACCAAUGAACCAUACAAAAAUCUUUGCAAAAUAUUUGGAGAUGACUAUGGACAUUUAUUGCCAAGAAAUUUAACCGUAGAUGGAGCUUUUAAUUGGAGCCUUGUUUCUUCUGGAGACUGGACGCCAUUAUAUAAGACUCUGCGAAAAACAAGUACUGUUAUUGAUAAUAUUUUUAGACAAUAUCAGAUUGUUUUUAAUGGAGAAGAAUUAUUCCAGAAGGAUCAACAGGACAUUUUUGUAAUUAAAUUUCCUGGUAUACUUAUUGACAAUAACUAUCACAUUUUUGGAGCUAUCGUAAAGAAAAACGAAAGUGGAGAUUGGAUAAAAUAUUCAUAUCCUAAUUUAUUAGUCCGCAAUAAAAACAGAAAUGUUAGAGCCCUUUAUGGAGUUCUCACCGUCAAUGGAAAUAAUUUAUCCGACAUACUUUUAAAAUGUAAAAAUCUUACUUCAGAUUGUGUUUUGAUAACAUCAAUUGUAUCCAAAGACAAUUCAGUUUUUUAUAAUAUUAAACCUAAAGCUUGGGCGAAAGCUAGAAUUAUAAUAGAUAUAACAAAAGACAAAAUAGAGUUUGAUUCAAAACAUGAUAAAGAUGAAUUUGAUGAUGAGGGUUUUGAUGGCAAAAUUGAUGAAAUUGAUGAUGAAAAAGAACAAGCUGUUAAAGAUACUGUCCUCAAAUGGUGCGUAAUUUACACUGACAGAGGAAAAUCUAUGACUAGUUAUGUUGAUAAUUCUCAAACACAUUCUUGGAAUUCAUUUGGUGAUUACCUCGCUGACAGUACAGAACGCCAGGGAGAGGAUGAUGAUUGGCUUUUUGAACAGCAACCUCGACUGACGUUAGAAGAAGCAAUUGAACAACAUAAAUUAGAGAAUGGUGAUUUGCUUGAAGCAUGGAGGGUCUUUAUAAAUUAUGCUAGGAGAGGAGACCAUAUUGCACUUUAUUGGAUUGGAUUUUAUCUGCAAUAUGACAUUUUAACAGCUUCUAACCUUUUUAGAAGGGGAUUUUACGAAGAAGCUAUAGAAGAGUUUGCCGAAGAAGGUGAAACAUAUUUAAAAACUGCAAUGAUACUCUAUAAAAAAUCUGCAGAUUCUGGCUAUUCAGAAGCACAGCUAAGAUAUUGUUUUGGUCUUUAUUUGGGACAAGGGGAGAAAUGGCUGAUUGACGCUGCCAAAAACAAACAUCAAAAGGCUAUAGAUUAUUGCAGACAACACCAUAUUGUUUCACCAAUAUCACCGGUUUUACCAGUAUCAUCUGUUUCACCAGCAUCACAAUGUUUAUUGGGACUGGUGACUGAUGAAAAUUGGUGCAUCCUUAUUGAAUAUACGAAAGAAUUAGAAACAAGUUGCGAUGUAAAACAUUUCGAUUAUUCACAGUUUAGUGACUGCAAAGUCAUUGGGAGAGGAGGAUAUUCUGUUGUAUAUUCAGCCAUCUUCGAAGGGCAAAUAUACGCAAUAAAAAGUCUAAAAAAUAAUCUGAGUUUUGAUGAUAAAAUAUUCAAAAAUGUUAAAAGUGAAAAAUUAUCAAAAGAAAAUUCUUCAAAAUUCAUAACAAAUAUUAUUGAUGAUAAAAACAUUAUCAAUGAUAAAAAAAUUAUUGAUGAUAAAAAUAGUAUUAAUGAAAAAAUUAUUGAUGAUGAAAAAAUUAUUGGUGAUAAAAAAAUUAAUAAAAAUAAAAAAAUUACUGAUGAUAAAAAAAUUAUUGAUAAUAAAAUAAUUAUUGAUGAUAAAAAAAAUAUCGAUGAAAAAAAUGUUGAUGAUAAAAAAAAUUAUGAGGACUUAACUAUUCACAGAAAACAAGACGUAAACAUGAACAAACAUUCGUUAUAUCAUUAUACAACACGAUUAAUCGGUGAAAAAAAAAUCCACUUGAUGAGAUAUAGCGAGUUCAGACAACCAACAAACAAAACUGACAGACCUGAUGAAACAAAGAAAAGAUUAUGGAACAAUGUGCUAGUAAAUUUAUGUUUAUUAGAAGAUUAUAGAUGUGAUGAUAGUAUCGCUGCGAGGUUAUUAAACGAGCUCAAACAAUUUAAGCAUAAUAAUGUGCUAGAAGCUUUUGGCCUUACUUUUGGUUUGUGCAUUUAA